This is a messenger RNA of Heterobasidion irregulare TC 32-1, 2289 nucleotides long. RefSeq lists its product as uncharacterized. Gene Ontology annotation, cellular component: nucleus. Bases 1 to 2289 code for a protein of 762 amino acids. Lineage: Eukaryota; Fungi; Basidiomycota; Agaricomycetes; Russulales; Bondarzewiaceae. The record is from RefSeq and is a predicted model, not a curated record. Gene Ontology annotation, molecular function: ATP binding; RNA binding; RNA helicase activity. The transcript has 5 exons.
AUGCCCACAGAAUCAGUGCCUUUUGCCAAUGAUGGUAGAGUUGGUGGAGGAAGUUUUCAGAGCAUGGGCCUACAUCCAUGGCUGUUGCGUUCAUUGACCCUUCAAGGAUUCCGUGUUCCUACACCAAUUCAACGACAGUCUAUCCCAGUACUGCUCUCGCAUCCACCUCGUGACCUCGUGGGCAUGGCGCGUACAGGGUCGGGAAAGUCUCUUGCUUUUCUGAUCCCACUCGUUCAGCGCCUUGGCGGAAGGCAUGCUGCGACAUUUGGCGCUCGUGCGCUCAUCCUCUUGCCUGCUCGCGAACUUGCACUGCAAGUCUUGAAGGUAGGGAAAGAGCUUUCUCGUGGCUGGAGGCACGGAGAGGGAAGCCAUGCCGGCGAUAAAGAUCGUGCGGAUGAAGAUAAAGGAGGGCAAGGGCUUAGAUGGGGGCUCAUUGUUGGCGGAGAGGGUAUGGAUGAGCAGUUCGAGAUGAUAUCGAAUAAUCCGGAUGUUAUCAUUGCUACACCAGGUCGUCUCCUCCAUCUUAUCGUUGAGAUGAACCUCGAUCUUCGUUCUGUGCAAUACGUCGUCUUUGAUGAGGCUGAUCGCCUCUUCGAGAUGGGAUUCGAGACUGCCCUUACAGAAAUAGUUCAUCGGCUUCCUCCGAGUCGCCAAACCAUUCUUUUUUCCGCCACCUUGCCGAAAUCUUUGGUCGAAUUUGCUCGAGCAGGACUUCAAGCUCCCAAACUUGUCCGCCUAGAUUCGGAAAGCAAGAUUAGCCCGGACCUGACCAUGGCAUUCUUCUCUGUAAAACAAGCUGAGAAGGACGCGUCACUCCUUCUUCUGCUAAGGGAUGUCAUAUGCGUACCUUUAGGCUCUAACGACAUCCGAACGAAAGGAGAAGAUCAGAACAGUGCGAGCCAUGAGCAGAAGAAGAAAAGGAAGGUUCAUGACCAAUACACAGCACCUCAUCAAACCUUAGUUUUUGCUGCGACGAAACAUCAUGUCGAAUAUCUUACCAAUCUCCUUGUCACUGCGGGGUACGCUGUCUCUCACAUUUACGGCGCUCUCGAUCAAGUCGCGCGCACGCAACAAAUGGAGCAAUUUCGCCGUGGCUUGACCAAUAUCCUUGUGGUCACAGAUGUUGCGGCUCGAGGUAUCGAUAUCCCAGUCUUAGAGAAUGUCGUGAACUACGAUUUUCCGCAAGGGGCCCGUGUGUUUGUGCAUCGUAUCGGGCGGACUGCUCGUGCUGGACGACAUGGUUGGGCUUGGUCGUUUGUCACUAACGUCGAGCUUCCACACUUGAUUGACUUGCAAUUAUUUCUUGGGCGCCCGAUCAAAACCCUGAUAACUAGUACGGAUGCCAGGAACAGAAGUUUGUACGCAGAUUCUUUGAUCUUAGGCACCUUCGCGCGGGACAAGACGGACGAAGAGGCGGAGUACAUCCAGUCACUUGACGAAGCAAAUCACUCCCUACCAUCUCUGCGGCAGGUCAUGAGAAAGGGUCAAGGGAUGUACGAACGUAGCAAGGGUAAAGCGAGUCAAGCAAGCUAUAAGCGCGCAAAGGCCAUGAUGAAGGAACCAGGGACGUGGGGAUUAGCUGGGGCUGAAUCGGAGGGCACUCAUGAGGAUGAAAGGAAGGUGCUGUUGAGAAAGGUGAAUUCGUUUCGCCCGCAGGAGACAGCACUGGAGAUUGGAAUGAGGGGGAAAGCCGGGAAUGUGACGCUGAUGCAGGAGAGAAGGAAAGCAUUGAACAAAGCAGUUGAGAGGGCCGCUGUCAUACCAACACCCACGCAUGACACACAAUUUUACAUGUCCCACUAUCAAAAAGGUGCUGAAACGGAAAAAGGCUACUCACUUCGCGACGGGGCGACUUUCGCCGAACAAGCACGGAACGCCACUUUUGAUCUCGCUGGAGAUGAGGCGAUUGCAAAUAAAAAACGUGCACGCUUGACUUGGGAUACAAAAAAAAAGAAAUUCAUCAAAGGGGACGGUGCUGGCGCGGACAAUGUCAAGAUGGUCAGAACAGAAAGUGGCACCAAGCUUCCGGCAACAUAUCGCAGCGGUCGAUUUGAUGAGUGGAAGGCGAAAAAUCGGAUAAGUCUACCUCGAGUCGGAGAAGUAGAGAAUGCGGGGAAGCGUUUCAAUGCAAGCGCGGGGCGUGAGAUCAGCAGUCGAUACAAGGGCAAACCCCCUAGGACAGUCAAAAGCGAGCUCAAGACAGCGGACCAAAUCCGAAGGGAUCGGAGUACGAUGAGCAACAGGCGGGCCAAAAAUGCACGACCGAGUCAUAAGAAAGGCAAGCGGUAG